Theobroma umbraticum is the source of this 1203-nucleotide messenger RNA. NCBI's taxonomy places the organism in Eukaryota, Viridiplantae, Streptophyta, Magnoliopsida, Malvales, Malvaceae. The record is from RefSeq and is a predicted model, not a curated record.
CUCUCGCUGGCAAGUAGGAACCAGGUUUUUUGCUUUGCAGAGAAAACUUUAUUCCAUUAUUUUUCUCGGAAGCCAAACAGUUAUAUUCAGUACAAUGGUGCGUUCCAAGGCUCCUUCAAAGAAGCAGCAAAAGAAAGGCAUAGAUUUCAAAAAAAUAAAGAGAAAGCUUGGACGGAAAUUGCCUCCACCGAAGAAUGCCACGAACACUGAGAUUAAAUCCAAGGCAAUUGUACUUCCUGAGCAGAGUGUGGCAACAGACAAGGAAGGCUUAGCUGUGAGCAAGAAAGGAUUGACUUUGAAAGAACUUCUUCAGCAAACAUCUCAUCACAACGCUAAAGUUCGAAGAGAUGCACUAAUGGGCAUUAAGGAUUUAGUCCUCAAGCAUCCAGCAGAGUUGAGGUUGCAUAGAUAUGCGGUUAUAGAGAAACUGCGGGAGCGCAUAAGUGAUAAUGAUAAAGUAGUUAGAGAAGCAUUAUAUCAACUGUUUAAGUCUGAAAUUUUCCCUGGCUGUGCGGAGGAUAAUCAAGGGCUUUUCAUCUCCUUGGUGAUGACUUAUAUUUUCAAUGCAAUGACAAAUUUAUCAAUCGACAUUCGCUUGAUGGCUUUCAGAUUUUUUGAUCUUGUCGUGCAGUACUAUCCUCCAUGCUUUUCCUUAUAUGCUGAAAAGAUUCUUCAGAGCUAUGAAGAUAUUUUAAGGAAGAACCAGUUUUAUUUAGAAGACAAGGGAAAGCUCAAAAGUACUCUUUCUGGGCUAGUCCGCUGCUUGUCAUUAUUACCAAGUAAAAAGCCAGGAUGUGAAAAGAAUAUUUUAGGAGAGAGGAAAAUUCAUGCUUUUGAGCCUAAUGUGCCUACGGAAAAUACUGGUAUGUGAAAGCUUAAUUCUCCUUGUCCUGUGAUCUUGUUACAUUAUGUUUCUUCUUCAUGUUAGCAUUCUUAUCCUCAAAAUGGCAAUAUUUUGGUUACCAUUGUAGUGAAAGUGCCUAGUAUUGUUUCUGAUGUAUUAUGCCUUGUGUGAGUUUUUCUCACAAAAUCUUUAGUCAUUAGUCAUAUAUUUUUUUUUCACAUCAUUUUCUGUUUGUUUUACUGAAAGUAUUCAAAUUCUGUGUUUGCAUCAAUCUCUUAGUCAUGGAGAAAGUGACUUCCAUAUAUGACAGUCAUCAUUGAAUAUCAUCAUUUUUACAUUUAUAGCAAUAAGAAGUGAUU